Messenger RNA from Caenorhabditis angaria, 4384 nucleotides. The record is from the annotation of a GenBank genome assembly. Lineage: Eukaryota; Metazoa; Nematoda; Chromadorea; Rhabditida; Rhabditidae.
AUGUCGUUUAAUUCAUCGGAUGUUCCAUCAACUUUGUAUUCUUUGGUAGAUGAACAGGGUGGAGGUAUUUUAUCGCCGUGGAUUAAAUAUGCAAGAUCAUCAGGAGAUUAUAGUAUUCUUGAAGAAUAUUUAGAUACUGCGGUAAGUUUUGAGGUUUUUGUUUAGGUUGAAAAUUGUAGCUUGGAAAUAAAGCAUUCAUUUUCUCAAAAACCUUCCCCUCCAAACAAUUUCAGAUUUUUUUCUGAAAAAUUAUCCAUUUUAUUUUCGUUUCAGGUCAAAGCUUACCUUUACAAUGGUGGAAAAGGUAAACUUGUUCCAAUUUCCCAGUUAGUUAUGAUUCGAAACAAGCAACGAAACGCAGAACUUGGAGCUCUUCGCAGAAAAAAAGGUCGAGGAAAAAGCGGCCCUAAUAUUCUUGAACAUAUUGAUCAAGACGCCUUAUCAUCUGGAGAUUUUUUGAAAGGUAUUCUGUUAUACGUAUAAAAACACAUUAAACAUAAUUUUUCUAGCCCUCAAAGUUCUGGAUGGCGGUAUGAUCAAAGGACGAAAAAGUUUCAAAUAUCGAGAACUUGUUUGGGAUAUGGAUCAACGUGGAAGACUUGGUGAAAAUUUAUUGCAUAUUUGUAUGCUUUUGAAUACCGCAGAUAUGAAUGAACUCGUCAAACAAAUGGUUUAUAGAUUUCCAAAAAUUGUUAAUGAUAUUUUCAUUUCUGAAGAAUAUUAUGGUAAGAAUAACUACUCAUAUUCAAAAAAUAUAAUUUUCCUAAAUCAAAUUCCUACCUAGGCCUCUCCCCACUUCAUCAAGCAAUUGUCAACGAAGAUUUAGAAAUGGUUUACUUCCUAUGUAAAAAAGGAGCUGAUGUGCAUCAAAGAUGUUAUGGCUCAUUUUUCUGUGCCGAUGAUCAAAAAGCAUCUCGCACUGAUUCAUUGGAGCACGAAUGGGUUGAUCUUGUUCAAAACACCAAAUAUAUGGGGCAAAUGUAUUGGGGAGAAUAUCCUUUGUCAUUUGCAGCAUGUACAAAUCAAACAGAUUGCUUUCGACUUCUUCGAGCGAUGAAGGCUGAUCCAAAUAUGCCAGAUACCAAUGGAAAUACAGUUUUGCAUCUUACUGUGAUACACGAUCUACCUGUACAUGAGUUUUCUGUUUUUUUAUAUUAAUACCAAAGCUCAAUUUUUUCCCAGGAAAUGUUCAUGUUGGCUGUUGAACUUGGAGCAAAUCUACACAUUCGCAACAAUCUCAAGCUAACUCCACUUGCCCUUGCUGCCCGACUUGCCAAGAAAAAAGUAAUACUGCGGUUAGGUAUAUCAUAACGUUUUUGUUUUAGAUUUACGAUUUGAUUCUUGAAUGUGACAUGGAUAUCUCCUGGCGUUAUGGUCCUGUUGUUUGCAAAACAUAUCCUCUUCACGAUGUUGACACGAUUCAAGAAAGUGAUGGAGAUCUCAAUCCAAAUUCUGUUAUUGCCAACGUUGUUUAUGGGGUAAGAAAGGCUUCAGUGUUUUUUUUAAAUCAAAGCAAAGUUCAGGACAAAGUUGAACAUCUUGAGUUUUUCGAUGGUUUAAUCGAAGAAGUCUUGGAAUCAAAAUGGGAAACUUUUGGUAAAAAACAAUUAUUCAUAAGUUUGACCGGGUAUAUUUAUUUCCUUUUUGUUUUUUAUACCGCAUUUAUGACGAGAGAUGCACAUGGAUUUGUGAGUUUGUUAUUCAAAAAGUUAUGAAUCAUCGAAUUUUAUUUUAGCGUACUGAAUUCGAUCGAAUGAAUGGGACAGAAUAUUAUGAUGAAGAUGAUAUAGUUAAUAUUUUAGCUAAUGCAUAUUCAGGCUGGCCUGCUCCAAAAAAAAGAAUAGCAAAUAGAUAUAUGCGACAAAAUCAAUUACCUCCACAAUGUCAUCUUUGGGAUUAUACUUCAAGCACUAAACAUCAGGUAACAAAACUUUUGUGUUGGACUAACAAUAAAAAUAAUAUUUUAUUUUCAGAUCCGGAUGGUCAGUGAAAUUUUAUGCUUGAUCGCUGUUUUUGUCAGAUCUUUCAAAGAUUUCAUCGAUGCAAAUCGAACAGGGUUUAGUAGAUGGUGGAAAUCAAUUGUGAGUAUAUGAUUUUCUAUUUUUCUUCAAACAGUAGUGUUCCAGAAUGCUUUCCCUGAAAAAGUUCUUCACAAAGUUUGCCAAAUUUUGGUCGUUUGCACAAUCCCUUUUCGGCUCGGUUGUAAUCUUAACAAAAACUUCCUAGCAAUCGAAAACUUUCUAGCGAUUUGUAUCGUUUUCAUGAGCACACUUCAUUUUUUGUUCUAUUGUCGGUGGGUCUAAUUUUUAUGAUGAUUUCAGAAAGAAAAAUGAUUUUCAGAAGUUUGAAAUUUGUUGGUCCAUUUGUGUUGAUGGUUUACAAAAUUAUUGUUCGAGAUAUGCUUCGAUUUCUUCUUAUAUAUUCAUUUUUUCUAAUGGGUUUUGCUCAAGGUAUUUUUUCUGAAUUAAUUUUUUGCAACUUAUUUUUCAGCAUUUUAUAUGAUAUUCAUGGCCUGCGAACGAGCCCAAAAUGAAAUUGACAAAGAUCCAAUGCUAUCAGGAAAUCAAACCGAACGUUUUGAAAAUACAAUUCCAAAUGGAAUGGAAGCUAUUAUGAAAAUGUUUAUAAUGAGUGUUGGAGAAUUUGGAAGCAUUUAUAAAAGUAUCAAUGAUUGCCCAAGUGAUAUCGGAUUAUUGGCAAAACUAUUUUUCGUUUUAUUCGAACUUAUUGUAACUGUUAUGUUGCUCAAUUUAUUGAUUGCUAUGAUGACUAGAACAUAUGAGAAAAUCGCUGAAACUGAAAAAGAAUGGAAAAGACAAUGGGCUCAAGUUAUAUUGAUGCUUGAGCAAAGUUUAUCAGCUUCUGAAAGAUUACUAUCCCUUUAUAGAUAUACUAGACCGUUGAGAUCUGAUAAACGAAGAAGAGCGUUUGUGGUUAAGUUGAAGACGGCGGUAGGUUCUGAUGUAAUGAAUUCAUAUUUGAUUUAUUUUGAUUUGAAAAUUCACCGUUAUUUAGGAUCGUGCUACACCAAUUGUCAAAACAACUCCGCCACGUGGAAAACCUUCAAUCCGACUUUCUAACAAUAGUUCUAUCCAUGUUUUACACGUUUUAUCAAAAACAUAAAUAUAUUUCUAUAUUAUUUAUCUAUUUUUAUUUUAAAAUAAAUAUUUUAUAAAAAAUUAUUGCGAAAUCGUAAAUUAUUUUUUCCAUUGAAAUUAAUGGAGCAAAUACGCUCCAAAGCAAACAACGCUUCUUGUCACAGGGACAUCCUUUUCUCUAACUUUCUGCGUCUCUCAACAAUGCGCCUAUUAGAAAUGCGUCAGUCUUCUACUGGGAUUGACGCUUUUGGUUUGCUAUGUCCAUUUUUUGGUUUUUUUUUGGUUUUUUCAUAGAUUCAGGCCUAGUUCUGGAAAAUUUCAGACAAUUUCAGGAAUAUAUUGAUAUUUUUCAGAUAUGUUGUCGCGUCUUUCGGUUCGCGGAGCUCACACAGCCGCCAAAAAAUCAGCGUCUGCUCCAGUCGAAAAAACAACAAAAAUCGCUUCGGGAUUAACUGUCGCCACCAUCGAUUCACACGGUCCACUUUCACAAUUGGUGAGUUAUCCUAACUGUUUUUUUUUUGAAAAUGUAAAUUUUACGUUCAGGUUCUUGCAUUCCGUGCCGGUUCAAGAUAUGAGAAAGCAGAUCAAGCUGGAUUGGUUCACACUCUCAGAAACUAUGUUGGAAGAGAUACUGUAAAUUAUCCAGGAAUCAGUGUUGUUUGGUCAUCUGCUGUCGCUGGAGCUAGUUUGGUAGGGGUUUUUUUUGAUUUCUGAAAUUGAUCUGGGGAGAUGUUCCUGAUUGAUUUUUGAAGUACUAUAUCCGAACGACAAACCUAAAAGUGCAUUUCCAGAAAUCCUUCGCUACCCGCGAUGUUUUUGGAGUUUCAAUGACAAUUCCACGCGACGAAACCGCCACAGCUUUAUCAAUUCUCGGACACGCUGCCGGUCAACCAGCAUUCAAACCAUGGGAAAAAGAAGAUGUUAUCCCAACAUUGCGUGCUGAUAAUGCCUACAGAAAUCCAUUUGUUUUUGCGUUUGAAGGAAUUCAUCGUGCCGCUUAUAGAAAUGGUGGACUCGCCAAUUCAGUUUAUUCACCAUGUUCAAGAAUUGGAAAACUUUCGAAUGACGCUUUGACCAAUUUUGCUGUAUGUUUUUUUCUGAAUCUAGAGAAAAAAUUUCUGAUUUUGUAGAACACUCAUUUGGUUUCUGGAAAUGGAAUCUUAUUUGCCACAAAUGUUGAGCAAGAAGAGCUCGUCAGAUAUGCUGAAAAUUACAGUCCAAUUGCUCAAGGCAACACAGUUUCAACAUCUUCGAGCCCAUAUUUGGUAAGUUUUUUUGAAAAUUGA